UAUCAUCUCACUGACUCUCUCACAGGCAGGCAGGCACAACACACACAAGACAGUAUCAUAUCGAGUGAACUAUUAGAAGACCUCAGAUCACCGUCAAUACCAAGAGUCUCUCCCGCUAUCAAAAAAAAGUCUCUUCUAGUCUCUCUCUUCUCUCUUUUCUCUCACUCUGUUUGCCUUUUUCAUAACAAUUUCCCUCCCUUGUAUCUCACUUUGUCUCUCCUCUCUUCAAGUUAUAUAACCAAACGGUAGCCUCGAUAUCAGUUAGUGUAUAAAACAGUGAACAUAAAACAGUGCGUAACAAGCUCAACAAGAUUCACUUUUUGGUUAAAGUUGAAAAUUUAUAUUUACUUGGUUUUGGUUCUUGGUGUGAUUGUGUGUUAUUGAAAUAUUAUAACAAAAGUAUAACAAAAUUGUAUCAUCAUUUUAUCGUCACCCAUUAUCAUCAAGCAUCAUCAUCAUCAUCAUCAUCACCAUAAAAGAGUCACCAUAAAAUAUAAAUAUAUGAUAUUAUUACAUGUUGUAAUACUACUUAAUUUAUAAAUCAUAUGUAUUAUUUGAGGUAACAGUUAUGAGCUCUUAUCAAUUUGUUAAUCCAUUAACCUCAUGCUAUAAUCAAACCCGUGACUAUUAUACACCGCAAGCUUACAACAACUGUUAUGGUACAGCAACGGGUCCAUCACCAGGUGGAGCAACUGGACCUUAUUCAUCUUAUUUGACUCACAAUGGAGGUGGUGAUCAUCAUUCUCAGCAUCCUCACUCUCAUACUCACCAUAGUGAUAGAGAAACGUACGCACAAGCUACAAACGCUGCUGGUGCUGUUUCGGCAGCUACCGGUGUUGUCGGUUUGAGUGGUGUCACUGGACCUGGAAAUGUUCCAGGCUCAGUAAACCUUGGUCUUCACUCGGCCAACAGUUCAUCAAAUAGGACCCCAACACCAUCCAGUUGUAAGUAUGCUUCAAAUCCCCUGGAAUCGGCUUCUUCACCUCAAGAUCUCAGUGCAACCUCAUCAACUGGUGCUAGUCAUUCCAAUGACACUAAACCAACAUUAACUGGUAGUGGUCUGGUUAACCCUUCAACAGGACGUUCAACCAAUAAUUCAACCAGUGCAGGUGCUGGUGCUGGUUGUGCAACGAUUGGUGCAAGUGUAGCCGAUGAUACCGGUGGCGGUGGCAACUCAUCAAAUGGUUCCUCUAAUCACAAUUCAAAUGCAAAUAGUGGUAACAAUUCUGGUUCUAAUACUGGUACAAGUCAAUCAAACAGCAAAAACCAACCUCAAAUUUAUCCAUGGAUGAGGAAAGUACAUGUCGGUCAAAGAGUCAAUGCAAUGGGUGAAACUAAAAGACAGCGGACAUCGUACACUCGAUAUCAAACCCUGGAACUGGAAAAAGAGUUUCAUUAUAAUCGUUAUUUAACCCGUCGUCGGCGUAUUGAAAUUGCUCAUUCACUUUGCCUGAGUGAAAGACAGAUCAAGAUUUGGUUUCAAAAUCGACGAAUGAAGUGGAAGAAAGAGCAUAAAAGUUCCAGCAUGGUUCCUCCUCAUAUGCCUCAAUUAACGUUAGGACCCGAGUCGCAUCAUCAUCUACACCAUCUUCACCAUCAUGGAGAAACAAAAGCAUAAUAUUGAUAUUAUUAUUAUUAUUAUAAUUAUUAUUGAAUAUAUGAAAGCAAAGGAGAAACAAAAUAAAGGAAGAAAACAGUGAAAUGCGAAAAGUGCAUCAACGAAACGUUGACCUGUAAGCAUCAGCAAAAAGCAACAAAAAACGCAAAGGAGGAAGAAGAAGAAGAAAACGCGAAAAAAAGCAAAAAAACAAAAAAAAUUUCUAUCCAAAUUAUAAUAUAAAAAGAUGAUAUAAAAGCAAAGCGUAAAAGUAACAUCAAAAUGCAACAUAAAAUGAGCAUCAAUGCGAGUACAACCAAGCUAAAGUGCAAAUGAGAAGGAGGAGAAAGAAGGAGGAAGAUGAUGAAGAUGGCAAAGGCAAAAAGGAAAAAGCAAAGGAACAAACAAAAAGGACGAGAAAAAAAAGAUGAAUGAGAAAAGAGGAAGAAAAUUAUUGAUUCUGUAAUUAUAAUAAAUAUUCUGUAAAAUGAUGUAUAAAAAAGUGGAAACCUCAUGAGAAGGAUGAGUGAGUCUGAAAAAAAAGAAGGUGAAAUAUUCCAAGUUAAUGAAAAACUAAAAACUUUCAAACUCUUUCUCUCUUCUCUUCUCACACAUUCUGCUCACUCAGUUUCACUGGAAAUGCAAAUCAUGUUUUCCUUUUUUUUGCACACUUUUCAAGGUAAAUUGUGAGGUGAACACACGAAAGUUGCUUCACCAAAUUUAAUGUUGAAAAAGUGGGCAAAAAAAAGUCAUUGAUUUUGAACCAAUUGGGUGAAGAGAGGAAACAUCCAAUGACGAGAGAAGUUCGAACUUGGAAUUAUUCAUUUUACUCUUUUUUUUGUCACUCACCUAACUCUUCACUUCUCUCUCCUCACUCGACUCACUGUUUCUUCCUUUUCCUCAUUUCAUCUCAUUUCGUUUCUCAAUGUUGCGAUUGUUGUAAUAAUUGGCUGAAAAUAUACAAACUCAGCUUAAUCCAAAUCACGCUAUUCUCACUCGAAAUCUCCUUCUUACUCUUUUUCUCUCUCUCUCUCUCUCUUCACUCUCUUUCCUUUUCUGUCUUUCUCUCUGUCUUGUAUCUGUCUCUAUCUUUCUGUGGCUCUAGUUGCUUAUAAUAUUAUCAUUAUCAUCAUUAUGAACGAGCAUAUUAUCAUUAUCAAAGCAAAAACGGAAAAAAAUGAAACUCAGUCAAACUUCCAUAUACCAUGUAAUUUACAUAGACAACUCUUUUUUUCUCUCUUGUUCAUCUCUUUUCAAGUCACUCAUCUUUACCUCUUUCCCUAUCUUUUUGUGUCAUCAUCCUUACAAAAUCAUCAUCCAUUGACCUGAAAGUUCCAAACAAAUUCACCAUAAAAAAACAUCUUAAUGAAAAUAAAAUGCAAAAAUUUGACAAAAAUA
This is a messenger RNA of Tetranychus urticae (two-spotted spider mite), 2995 nucleotides long. RefSeq lists its product as uncharacterized. Gene Ontology annotation, cellular component: nucleus. Lineage: Eukaryota; Metazoa; Arthropoda; Arachnida; Trombidiformes; Tetranychidae. The record is from RefSeq and is a predicted model, not a curated record. Gene Ontology annotation, biological process: regulation of transcription by RNA polymerase II; anterior/posterior pattern specification. Gene Ontology annotation, molecular function: DNA-binding transcription factor activity, RNA polymerase II-specific; RNA polymerase II cis-regulatory region sequence-specific DNA binding.